Messenger RNA from Triticum turgidum subsp. durum (durum wheat), 399 nucleotides. The record is from the annotation of a GenBank genome assembly. NCBI's taxonomy places the organism in Eukaryota, Viridiplantae, Streptophyta, Magnoliopsida, Poales, Poaceae.
AUGCCCCUUGCCCACCGACACCACCUACCUCUGCCUCCGCGACCUCGCCCGGCCGCUCAGCCAACGGAGCUCGACGAAGAGCACCCCGGUAACUUGGAUGAAAAGGUCUCGGAGAGGGUUUUGUAUGAGAUUCUUAUUCAGGUAGGUCGUGUAGUAGACUUGCACAUACCCCGUGACAAGGAAACUAGUCGACCCAAACGUUUUGCUUUUGCUGAGUAUGAAAUAGAGGAGAUUGCCCAGUAUGCUGUUAGGCUGUUUUCUGGCCUUGUUCGGCUUCACAAUAGAACACUUAAAUUUGCGGCGCGUUUCUUUUUUCUCCCUGGUUAUCUAAUUUGUUGUAGUAUAGAUUGCAGUGUGUUGUUCUUAUGGUAUAGUGAGUUACAUUCUCUGAAUAGUUGA